AUGGCGUGCGGGAAAACUUACCUCACAAUAUUUCUCUUGUUUCUUUUGACAGUUUUACUUGAAGUGACCGGCUGUUCUAUUGGAUCUGUUUCCAGCAACCUAGUUAGAUUUCCACCUGACAACCAGAGCAAGAGAGGGGCUUCAUGGAGUAUCCUGUCAUAUUAUAUUAAAGACUGGGACAUGUUAGUUAAUUUUAAAGUACAUGGAGAGAGUGAUACAUUAUUUCAAGGUGGAUGUGCAUUUUGGUAUUCCACAAGGAGGAUGCAAGAAGGUAAUUUAAUUGGAGUAUUCUCUUACAACUACAGUAAUCACAAUGGUGAACACCGGAAUGGUAACCUCUAUAUUUCCGUAAUGGUUGGAAAUGGAUCUUGUGGAACACAUGUGGCUGGCUGCUCACAAAGUUUUCUUGGAAGAGGUCAUGUUAACUAUGUACUGAUCUGUUAUUCUGGAACACAGAAUUAUCUGACAAUACAGGUGGACGUAGCAAACAAGAACGAGUGGAAGGUUUGCUUUGAUGUAGUUGGUAGGGAGCUGCCAACAAGAUUGUAUUUUGGAAAAACAGUAGACAACAACGAAAUCAAGUACGUCAACAAAAUGAUCAGAAUACUGUUGUCUGAUAAGUUGUCUGAAGGGGUUGACGAAGAUCGAACCAAAAUAGGGUCUGUUUGUCCUGCAACUUAUGUCGAUCGAAUUGUAGGGGGUGAUAGCGAUCGAAUCCGAGCACUAGAGCCUUAUCAUCCUUCAAACUAUGCCUUAUUAAUGAAAGUUGAGAUCGGCCAGAACGGAAACGAGAUUGGUAAUAUAAAAAUCAUAACUAACCUAUUGGCAGAAUAUUAUUCACAUCUGAAGGGGUAUCUUAAGAGAAAAUUGCCUUAG
Molecule: messenger RNA, 876 nt
Organism: Pocillopora verrucosa
Lineage: Eukaryota; Metazoa; Cnidaria; Anthozoa; Scleractinia; Pocilloporidae
Source: RefSeq, a predicted model, not a curated record